This is a messenger RNA of Copidosoma floridanum, 1232 nucleotides long. RefSeq lists its product as uncharacterized. The record is from RefSeq and is a predicted model, not a curated record. NCBI's taxonomy places the organism in Eukaryota, Metazoa, Arthropoda, Insecta, Hymenoptera, Encyrtidae.
CACAUGGUCUUCCUACAACAGCAGCAACACUGCAACUACCCGUCGGCCGAUGUGCGGCCAAACUGCUCCUACGAGGCUAAGAUGCAAGACGGCCUCACUCCACGGCUGAACCCGUCGUUUCCUCGGGAGGAGGCGCAGGUGAAGAGCUGCGGUCCCGAGGAGCCAAACUCCCGUUCGGCAGAGUCACCGGACCACCAGCGGCCCCGGACGGCGACCGCGACGGCAAGCCCCGUGCACACGGCCAGGAGCACCAGUGGCAACUGCGCGCCGAGGCAGCCACUGCCGGGUUUCCAGCAGGCGUUCGGUUCAACGGAGAUCGGCAAGUUUUCGCGCUCGGAGCUUUUUGCCAGUCUCGUCGAGGCAGCGAGCAACGUGAGUAGCGGCCGGAGCAGCAGCAACAGCAGCCUGGACGACCAGUCUGCCACGCGCACGACACCACAACAACAACAACCACAGUCUUCUUGUGCCCCAACUUCCUCCUCCUCGUCGUUCGACAGCUGUAGCGCCAGGUCCUCGUCCCCCGAGCUCCUGGGACCCGGGACCCCGUCCCCCUGCUAUGGCUACGCCCGGUUACCGGCAGGUGCUGCUGCUGCUGACUUUGUCGGCCAGUCUAACGGCUUGGCGACCAGCUCCCUGCCCCGCUGGCACAGUCCUUACGUUGGCGCUGUAGGUAGCGAAUUUUAAACCAAGCGAGGGAUUGAAAAAACCUCCCUUUCUCUCCCGUGUCCGUUUCUUCCUCUCUUAUUGCGGUGCUUUUCGGGUUACCUUGUUUUUUUUUUUUUUUUUUUUCAUUUUUCGUGGAUCAUUGGAUGAUUGUUUCACGGUGUUUUUUUAUCGAAAUCUUCCAUGUACCUAAUACUCGUUGCGGUUCAACGACGUGAAUUAUCAUCUCGGUACCACCGGUAAUAGAAAUAUACAGGUAACCUAUAUGCGUACAGUACAUGAAAAUUAAAUUUGAUGGAUCGGGUUACUCUCGCAUGUCAUACACAGUAAUUGGUUGUGUCGUUAUAAAUAUUGUCGGUGUACGUAUAUAUAUACCUUGCCAUCCUCCUCGGUUGGUUUACACUCUUAUGAUUUACGUAUACUUUCAAGCGUAUGAUAUAUAUAACAUGUGCAUGCGAAUGUGCAAUUCCAAGGAUUAAACUUCCUGUACCGAUAAUACAACCCACGAAUUCUGUGCCAUAUCGAGCGAUUUUUGUGCCAUCAAGUAUAUAAAUUAAAAUUAACGUGUU